GGAUAUUCCGUGUCUGGUUUUGCUGAUGUAUUAAUUUGUCGUCUCUUUCCUUUUUCUUUUCAAUUUCCAAGUCUCCGCCACACCACAUUCAUUUCAACGCCAUGGGUAACUGCUUCUCCGACGUCGCCGGUGGCCGUACAGCAAUCGGCGGCACCGCCGGCGGCAUGCUCAGGCCAUCAGAUGCUCCCAACGACGCCAUCGACAACUUCCUCAGGUCUCGCGGCUACAACGGCCUCUUCUCUCAGAUCGAGUUGUCGUUUUCUGCUUCUGGCUUGCGUGAUCGCGAUGUGCUCUCCAAGAGUGAUCCGAUGAUGGUUCUAUAUGCAAGAGGGAAAAAUGGAGCACUUGAGGAACUUUGUCGGACGGAAGUAGUUCUGAAUUCAUUGAGACCUACAUGGAUUACUAAACACACUCUCAUUUAUCAUUUUGAGGUUGUUCAGUUUUUAGUGUUUCGCGUGUAUGAUGUUGAUACUCAGUUUCACAAUGCAGAUGUCAAGAUCCUUAAGCUAGAAGAGCAGCAAUAUCUAGGAGAGGCAACCUGUGCAUUAUCCCAGAUAAUUACAAAGCCUGAUCGGUCAAUGACAUUAGAUUUACAAAGAGAUUCUAUGAGAUCUAGCCCCUCCCUAAACUGUGGGAAGCUCUUGGUGCAUGCUGAGGAAUCUAUUAGCUCAAAAACUUCAAUAGAGAUGAUACUUAGAUGUUCAGAUUUGGAAUAUAGGGAUCUCUUCUCAAAAAGUGAUCCCUUUCUAUUGAUAUCAAAAGUCGUGGAAGGUGGUACCCAUGUUCCAAUUUGCAAAACAGAAGCUAUAAAGAAUGAUCACAGCCCAACGUGGAAGCCAGUGUACUUGAAUAUUCAACAAGUAGGAAGCAAGGAAAAUCCUUUGGUAAUAGAGUGCUAUAACUUUAAUAGCAAUGGCAGACAUGAUUUGAUGGGAAAAGUGCAGAAAUCUUUGGUGGAUUUGGAGAAGCUUCAUUUCGGUGGCCAAGGAGAAAAUUUAUUCUUGUCUGCAGCUGUUGGUCAUAAUUCUCAAAACAAGGUGUUGAAGAGCAGGCUAUUUGUGGAUAAAUUUUCUGAAAGUGUCCAAUAUACUUUCCUGGAUUACUUGGCUGGGGGAUUUGAGUUGAACUUCAUGGUGGCCAUUGAUUUUACUGCUUCAAAUGGAAACUCACGCCUUCCUGAUUCUUUGCAUUAUAUUGAUCCUUCAGGACGGCCAAAUGCAUACCAGAGGGCAAUUGUUGAGGUUGGGGAGGUGCUACAGUUUUAUGAUUCAGACAAGAGAUUUCCUACAUGGGGAUUUGGAGCACGACCAAUUGAUGGUCCUGUUUCCCAUUGUUUCAACUUGAAUGGAAGCAAUAAUUACUGUGAGGUGGACGGCAUCCAAGGUAUUAUGAUGGCAUACACAAGUGCCCUGCUUAACGUUUCUCUUGCAGGACCAACUCUUUUUGGACCUGUCAUAAGUAAUGCUGCACUUAUUGCCAGCCAAUCUGUAGCAAAUGGUGGAAGAAAGUACUUUGUUUUGUUAAUAAUCACAGAUGGAGUUGUGACGGAUCUUCAAGAAACAAAAGAUGCUCUCGUCAAAGCAUCUGACCUACCAUUAUCCAUCCUUAUUGUUGGUGUAGGAGGAGCUGAUUUCAAAGAAAUGGAGCAGAUUUUGGAUGCUGACAAAGGAGAUAGGCUUGAAAGUUCGUACGGACGCAUUGCUUCACGUGAUAUAGUCCAGUUUGUUCCAUUUCGGGAUGUUCAAAGUGGUGAAAUUUCAGUAGUUCAAGCACUUCUAGCAGAACUACCUACUCAAUUUUUAGCUUACAUGCGGAGCAGAGAUAUCCAACCAAGUCUCUAGUCAUGUAAAGACUUCUUUUUUGGUCUAAAUACUGUACAGAAAUGUGUUCUAUUCAUUGAUCAUUGUGCAAUUCUCAGGCCCAUUUCAUUUUCAAUAUCAUGAAUCGGUAAAUUUGGCUGAGAAGAACCCAUGCUUUAUGCUAAAUGCUAACUAACGGGUCAAGAAGGGUUCAUCAGCUAGCUGCUUUAUCUUGAGUUUUGUACUUUUCCACUUUCCAGCCUUAUGGUUGGAAUUUUCUUUUCUUCUUGUGUUCAUGUUUUUAGUGUUUUCUGGUUGUUUGGGCUUGGAAAAAGCCAUAGUACAGAUUGAAAUCUCUAUUUUCUUCCAGGCGAGGGCAAAAUUUUAGUCCUACCUUUGUCUA
Molecule: messenger RNA, 2202 nt
Organism: Lotus japonicus
Lineage: Eukaryota; Viridiplantae; Streptophyta; Magnoliopsida; Fabales; Fabaceae
Product: protein BONZAI 1-like
Exons: 16
Coding region: 102-1841 (579 amino acids)
Biological process (GO): cellular response to calcium ion
Cellular component (GO): plasma membrane
Molecular function (GO): calcium-dependent phospholipid binding
Source: RefSeq, a predicted model, not a curated record